AUGGGCGACUUUAAUAAUUAUGGCGGAACCGAUGAGGAGAAUUCGGAGAUUGCCCGCCUCACUGCCGACGUCGAAGCCGACACGGACAACUUUGAGAACUGGGAGAAGUUGAUCCGCGCAUGUGAGAGCCUUGACGGCGGUCUCAACCGGAAUUCCAGUCCCCAAGCACUAGCUACACUUCGCAACUCUUACGACCGCUUCCUUCUCAAAUUCCCCCUCCUGUUUGGCUACUGGAAGAAGUAUGCCGACCUCGAGUUCAACAUCGCUGGGCCCGAAUCGGCCGAGAUUGUCUACGAGAGAGGUUGCGCCAGCAUCACCAACUCGGUUGACCUCUGGACCGAAUAUUGCUCUUUCAAGAUGGAAACGACCCACAUCCCCCACCUUGUAAGAGAGCUUUUCGAGAGGGCGGCUACCCACAUUGGUUUAGAUUUUUUGUCGCACCCCUUUUGGGAUAAGUAUCUGGAGUAUGAAACCAGACAAGAGGCGCACGACAAGAUCUUUGACAUCCUCAAGCGUGUCAUUCACAUCCCGAUGCACCAGUACGCCCGCUACUACGAGCGAUUCCGCCAACUUGCUCAUACCCGGCCUCUCGAGGAGCUAGUUUCAGCUGAGGAGCUGGCCCGCUAUCGCGCAGAAGUUGAGGGCGAAGCCGUUCACCUCGGUUUGCAGAAGACUGAGCUGGAGGUCGAACGGGAUAUCAGGGGCAAGAUCGACCAGUUCUUCUACUUGACUUUCCAGAACACUCAAACCGAGACAACAAAGCGGUGGACAUACGAAGCCGAAAUCAAGCGACCAUACUUUCAUGUCACAGAGCUCGACCACUCACAGCUGGCCAACUGGCGCAAGUAUCUCGAUUUUGAAGAGGCCGAGGGAGAUUACAACAGAAUCGUCGUGCUGUAUGAGAGAUGUAUGGUUACCUGCGCUCUUUAUGACGAGAUGUGGUUCCGGUAUGCGCGCUGGAUGGCUGGGCAGGAGGGCAAGGGAGAAGAGGUUAGGAACAUCUACCUUCGCGCCGCUACGCUCUUCGUACCUAUCAGCCGACCUGGUAUCCGACUGCAGUUUGCGUAUUUCGAGGAAGUGAACGACAGAGUCGAUAGAGCGCGGGCCAUUCAUGAAGCUGUGCUGGACAUACUGCCAGACAGCGUCGAGACGAUCGUUUCGUGGGCUAAUCUGGAACGUCGCCAGGCUGGUUUGGACGCCGCGAUAGAGGUGUUGAGGGCUCAAAUCGCCUCGCCUACCGUGAGCAUCUACACCAAGGCGGCCUGUGUCACGGAGUGGGCUACUUUGCUUUGGAAGGUUAAAGGAUCCGUUGACGAAGCUCGUGCUGCCUUCUCCAAGGACGCUGACGCCUAUGCCGACAGUCGACAUUUCUGGCAACAGUGGUUUGACUUUGAGCUCCAGCAGCCCACCAACAGCGAGAUGGAGACCAAGCACUUGGAGCUUGUCAAGAGGGUGUUCACCCAGAUGUGCACCAAGAGCCGUCUCUCCCUCGGUAUCAAACAGGAGCUUGGUCGUAUUUACAUGAACUACCUGCAAAAUCGUGGAGGCAAGGAAGCCAUGAAGGAUUUCCUUGAUGUCGAUCGACAGAUGUUUGGGCCUCGCUCAGUAUCGUUGGCUGCCAAGGCAAAGGACGGCAAGGAGAAUGGCGUGGUCCCCGAGUUGGACCCUACAAGUCGUCUAAAGGCCGAGGGCCGCUUUUACAACUACUAUGAACUACACGCGGAUCCAGAUGAGAAUGCCCAAGGACUGGCGGAUUUCAACUAA
Molecule: messenger RNA, 1764 nt
Organism: Podospora anserina S mat+
Lineage: Eukaryota; Fungi; Ascomycota; Sordariomycetes; Sordariales; Podosporaceae
Exons: 4
Coding region: 1-1764 (587 amino acids)
Biological process (GO): mRNA 5'-splice site recognition; RNA processing
Cellular component (GO): U2-type prespliceosome; commitment complex; U1 snRNP
Molecular function (GO): protein binding
Source: RefSeq, a predicted model, not a curated record